AUGUCUGCUUUGCUUAAUGAAAUACUAAACACAUUAAAGCUUUCGAAUAUAUGCCGAGUGUCUGUGGGAGCAUCCUCAAUUCAGUUUGUUUCUGAAAGCCCAAAAAUCACUGCUGUAAGCACUUGUGACUUUAAUACAUCUGGGUCUGGAGUAUCGCACGUUUAUUCAACUGAAGUUUUAUUAGCGGGCAUUUCGGAUUGUACAAAGAUCGAAGAGAUAGAUGAGUCACUUGUAUUUACGCAAGAAACAGACACAUACAAAAUUGUAAAUACAAUACAGCCCCUGCUGCAGGAUCUUUGGACAUAUGAGAUCCCAGAGCAAUGGAAUACAAAAGUGAUUGUGGAAGUGGAUGCGUUUAAAAAGUUUAUAUUUUUACAACAGGAUAUAGAAACCUCCAUUUAUCUAUCUGCAGGAAUUUUGUAUUUUCACAGCGAAGAAGCCAGCAAUACAAGCAUCAUGCAAAUAACCCACUUAGAUAUUCUGCAAGAAGGAACAGACCGAGUGACUGUUCACUUUGCAUCGCUAAAGUAUCUAAGCGGUCUUCUAGCUAGGUGCGAGAAAGUCACAAUUAUGUAUACCAAAGAGUGUCUUUCUUUUGUGCUUAUGUUUGAAGGAGAUGCAGCGUAUCAUAGAGCUAUUUUCAAUGGAAUAAGAUGA
Messenger RNA from Nematocida ausubeli, 657 nucleotides. RefSeq lists its product as uncharacterized. The transcript has a single exon. NCBI's taxonomy places the organism in Eukaryota, Fungi, Microsporidia. The record is from RefSeq and is a predicted model, not a curated record. Bases 1 to 657 code for a protein of 218 amino acids.